Polychytrium aggregatum is the source of this 2422-nucleotide messenger RNA. RefSeq names its product S-adenosyl-L-methionine-dependent methyltransferase. The transcript has 11 exons. The coding region runs from base 90 to 2177 and encodes 695 amino acids. Lineage: Eukaryota; Fungi; Chytridiomycota; Chytridiomycetes; Polychytriales. Gene Ontology annotation, biological process: RNA processing. Gene Ontology annotation, molecular function: nucleic acid binding; RNA methyltransferase activity. The record is from RefSeq and is a predicted model, not a curated record.
AGAAGGCAGCAGCACCGUCCAUCCGUCUGUCUGCCCACCUCCAUCGCAGCGAACGCAUCCGAUCCGAUCCGAUCCGAUCCCCACCAGCCAUGUCUCUGGAAGCCAGCACGGGCCCCGCCAAGCGACGACUCAGCAGCGAGCAGCACGAGGACGAGCCCAAGAAGCUCAAGCACGACGAUGGCCACGCCGAGUCCGACGACCAGCCCAGGCCCGGCGACACCGACCGCGACGGCGACGGCAAUCGCAGAGAACCCUACCCUCGUCUCCGGGUCUCCGAGCUGCCACAGCACACCAACGCCGAAACCCUCGCAAAGUAUCUGGUCGAGUGGGGGGUCAAGCACCACAAAAUCAAAAAGGCCCCCGGAUGGAGCUACGCCUUCGUGAGCUUUGAGAGUACUGCGCUCAGGGAUGCCUCCAUCAAGCUGAUCGACGGCCAGGAGAUCAAGGGCAACAUCGUCAGGGCUACCGAGACGGUUUUGCGCGAUGACCGGCGGCCCGCAAGAGAGAGCAACAUUCAAGACGACAGAACUCCCGCAGAGGUCCUGGCCGACCAGGUCACACCGCUUUGGCGAAAGAGCUACCCGGUCCAGCUGGACGAGAAGGCUCAAGAGAUGGGUCGGGCCCUGGGCAAGUUCAAGCGCAAGAUGCAGGACUAUGUCUAUGCCAAGGACAGCUCGCCGCGCGCCCAGAACAGCAUUGCCUGGGUCAAGUCGGCCAUCCAGACACACAAGAACCUCUGCCCGAUCCUGCCGAUCAUCCCGUCGCCAGUCGAGCGCGACUACAGAACCAAGUGCGAGUUCUCCAUGGGCAGAAACCAGGAGGGCGAAGCCGUCGUUGGUUUCCUGACUGGUCUCUUCAAGAAGGGCUGCACUACCGUCCUGGAGCCCGCCGAGAGCCUGCACAUUUCGCUGCCCGCCAAGCACAUCGCCAGCGAGACUCAAGCAUACAUCCGCAAGUCGCAGCUCCCGAUUUACGAUCGCGUGGAGCACACCGGGUUCUGGCGAGCCCUCUUGGUCAGAACGCACUCUACCGGAGAGAACAUGGUUGUCGUCCAGGUGAACCCUGUCGGAGUCACCCCCGAUAACAUCCAAAAGGAACUUGAGGCCUACAAGCAACAUCUACUUGGAAGCGCAGCAACCGGUGACGUUGAGAUUACUACAAUCUUGGCUCAGCAAUCGGCCGAGUCCUUCAACGGCUUCCAUGAAAAGACUCCUUAUGAAGUGCUCCAUGGUCCUGGUGUUGUGCACGAGAAGCUCCUCGGAACGAGCUUCCGCAUUUCCCCCACGGCUUUCUUCCAGAUCAACACUCUGGCAACCGAGCAGCUCUUCAGCCUCGUUCGAAAAUGGUGCAGGCUCGAGGGGACCGGCACCUCGGCCCAGAACAACAAUACCGUCUUGCUCGAUCUGUGCUGCGGAACCGGAACGAUCGGACUGACCAUGGCCCGCCAGGUCAAGAAGGUCAUUGGUGUCGAGAUUGUCCAGCAAGCUGUGGAGGAUGCCAAGGCGAAUGCCGCCGAGAACGGAAUCGAGAAUGUCGUUUACAUCGCCAAACCCGCCGAGGAAGCCAUGAGCGAGGUGUUUGCCGAGCACGUCAGCCCCGGCGACAAUGUCGUUGCCGUCUUGGACCCGCCUCGUGCUGGCAUGCACGCCAAGGUCAUCAAGGCGAUCCGUGAGUGCAAAGCGCUCAAGCGACUGAUCUAUAUUUCGUGCGAUGCCAACGCCGUCACCCAGAACUUUGCAGACCUGUGCCGCCCUAUCUCGAACAAGUUCCCCGAUGCGCCCUUCCGUCCCGUGCGAGCCCAGCCAGUGGAUCUCUUCCCCCACACCAAGCACUGCGAGCUCGUUGUUGAGUUUGAGCGCGUCGAUUUGGCUGCAGGAGGCGUGGCUACCGACGAAGGCGCCGCAGAGGAGUCGCACAGCAACCCCAAGCGCUCCAACAACGAGGACGCCGAAGAGGCAAGCAAGAACGAUGGCGAUGCCGAGGCUGAGGUCGAGGGCGAUGAACUUGUCAAGGAAGAAGCCAAGGAUGAGACGGGAAACGGCGAUGGAAAUGAAGCAAAUGGCGAUAACGAGGGCGGGGACAACGAUGAUGUGGAAGAUGAGGAGGAUGGAGAUGAGGAGCAAAACGAGAAGGUGGUCAAGGCUCGUUCAUCCCGCACAUCGUGUGUUGCCCAGUGAACGAGGCGAUGUCGAGGCAUUCAAACGCCGCGCCAUGUCAGCCAGCAACCGGGGGACUCGUCGGUGUUUGCUGAACAGGCAUCUCUCCUGCAUCGACCGGCGACCUUGCGUUCUGCUUGUCUCUUUCUUGAGAUUGUCCGCUCUCGUCCUUCCGCUAUCCCCUCUCCCCUCUCCCUACCCUCAUUCCCUCCGAUGAUUUGUUGUUGUGCAAUAUAGAGAUGUGUCUUGUCUGGCCGCGUCCGUGC